AUGUUCCUUAAAGUGUCACCGCUUCAAGGAUUAUCUUGUUUUGGGCAAAAGGGCAAGCUUUCAUUGCAUUUUAUUGGACCGUUUCACAUUAUCGAGAAGAUUGGGGAAGUCGCGUAUCGAUUGGCCUUACCAUCGAAGCUAUCGGACGUUCAUGAUGUGUUCCACGUGUCGAUGUUGCGAAAGUACGAACCGGAUCUGUCACACGUUCUAGAGUGGUUUGAACUAGAGUUAGAGGCCGAUGCAUCUUUUGGGCAGGAGCCGAUACGUAUCCUAGAUUUGCGCAAGCAAGUUUUGAAGGGGAAGACCAUUUCAUUAGUGCGAGUUCUAUGGGGUAAUCUUGGGAAGGAAGAGUCGAUGUGGGAAAGGGAAGACAAAGUUAAAGAGAAGUAUCUGUAG
This is a messenger RNA of Rhododendron vialii, 396 nucleotides long. RefSeq lists its product as uncharacterized. The coding region runs from base 1 to 396 and encodes 131 amino acids. The record is from RefSeq and is a predicted model, not a curated record. NCBI's taxonomy places the organism in Eukaryota, Viridiplantae, Streptophyta, Magnoliopsida, Ericales, Ericaceae. The transcript has a single exon.